Caenorhabditis angaria is the source of this 4503-nucleotide messenger RNA. Lineage: Eukaryota; Metazoa; Nematoda; Chromadorea; Rhabditida; Rhabditidae. The record is from the annotation of a GenBank genome assembly.
AUGGAAACACUAAUAUUUGCUAAAAUUAAAAAGGUUUUCGGAUUUCCAGAGUGUGAUACUGAACAUAUUGUAGAAGAAAAGAAAAAGAAGAAUUGUUUCAAAUCUUCGCUUUUCGAAUUGGUAAGAUAAUGAAAAAGAAAGAAGAUCAAACUGACUGAAACAAUAAUGAUUUCAGAUAAAAUACAGCUCAAAAACUGAAUUUUUGUAUAUAUCGAUAUCCUUAGUUUGUGCCUUAGUUGGUGGUGCAAUUCAACCAAUUGUACUUCUUAUUGGUGGAUGGAUCACUAAUUUAUAUCUUGUUAACUCAUCGGUAAAUUUUAUUUUUGAUAAGUAAGAUUUAAGAAACACAAUAAUAAUAUAUUCAGAACGUUGGAGAUGAAAAGUUUCUACACGAUGUCAUAAAACUAAUUUAUACUGGUAUUGGAUGCGGAAUAAUAAUAUUUAUUUUAGCACUUAUUCAGGUAAUUGAAUAUUUUUUUAAAGAUCUAGAAAAACACAAAACAUUUAUGCAGGGUAUCUGUAUUCAACGAGGAACUCGUCGUAUAAUUGACAAAAUCAGAAAAGAUUAUUUGAGUGCAGUUCUUCGACAAGAUGCUAAUUGGUUAGAUAAUCACCCGGCUGGAACAAUUAAUUGUCAAUUGAAUGAGUAAGUUUUGAAUUUUCAAUUUGUCUACAAUUUCAGUAAUUUCAAUUAUUGUAUUUCAGGAAUACUGAAAUAAUAAACGAUGGAUUAGGAAUCAAAUGCUGUUUGUUAGUUCGUGGUUUUGCAAUGUUUGCUUCAUCAAUUAUUGCCUGUGCUUUUAUUCAAUGGCAAUUAACAUUUAUAACAUUCACAAUGGGACCACUAUCUGCCUUUGUCUUACAUUAUUUGACUAAAGUAAUUUUGAUUGAAUUAAGAUCAGAAGUAUCAUAAAAAUAAUUUAUUAACAGGUUACUGAAUCGACAAAUGAAGAAAUGAUGAACUUGUCUGCAAAAUCGCAUACGAUAUUUGAAGAGUCUAUUCUGAAUGUUCGAACAAUUCAAACAUGUAAUGGACAAAAUUUUAUGAUUAAAGUAAGAAUAUCUCAAUUCGGAAUUAUAAUAAUCAGUUUCUGUCUAUUCAGAAACUAAAGCAAGUGAACAUUUUAUUGAAAAAUCUUCAAAAUAAGAUCACAUUUUGGACUGGUUUCUUUGACGGACUUUCACUUUUUACUGGAUAUUUUAUCACUGGAAUUGCUCUUUUGUAAGUAUUCGGACCUUUGAUAAAAUUGAAAUAAUUUGGAAAAAUUUCAGCUUUGGAUGUCGUCUUUAUUUUGAAGGAGAUAUCAACAAAAAAGGAGAUGUUAUUCUAAUUGUUAACACAGUUUGUGUUACUGGAUAUUUUUUGGGUUUACUUGGUCCACAUUUAUCUUCAUUACAACAAGCUGCAUCAUCUUUUCAACUUUUACAUGAUGUUAUUUUAUCAGUGAGUUGAAUGUUUCAAAUUUACUAAUUGAAUUGAAUAAUUUAGGCUCCAUUAAAAGAAGGAAAAGAAGGUGAAUUGAAAAUCAAAUCAACAUCUGGUCAUAUUGUUUUCAAAAAUGUGCAUUUCAAAUAUGCAACUCGAGACAAAAAAGUUUUGCAAGGUCUAUCUUUCGAAGUUCUUCCUGGUCAAACUGUUGCCCUUGUUGGAACAAGUGGUUGCGGUAAAAGUACAUCAAUUGGAUUAUUGACAAAAAUGUAUAGAGCAAAUGAAGGAGAAAUAUUAUUAGAUGGACAAAAUAUUGAUUUGAUUGAUGCAAAAUCACUUCGACAACAAAUUGGAAUUGUUGAACAAGAACCAAAAUUAUUUGAUGGAACAAUUGUCGAAAAUAUUCGAUUAGGAAGAGAUGUUACAAAUGAAAUGAUACAAAAUGCAACAGAUAUUGCAAAUGCUAGUGAUUUUAUAAAUAGUUUAGAAAAAGGUUAUCAAACAAGAAUUGGAUCAGGAAGUGUACAAUUAUCUGGAGGACAAAAACAAAGAAUUUGCAUAAGUCGAGCAUUAGUUUCAGCUCCAUCAAUUCUUUUAUUAGAUGAAGCGACAAGUGCUCUUGAUUCGCAUAAUGAACAUAUUGUAAAUGUAAGAAUUUUCAUUUGACAACAAAACAAUUGAAAUGUUUUCAGAAAGCUCUUCAAAAUGCUUCAAUUGGUAGAACAACUUUGAUAAUUGCUCAUCGAUUGAGUAGUUUGAAAAAUGUAGAUAAAAUAUAUGUGCUCGACGAUGGACAAGUUAAAGAAAUUGGAAAACAUGAUGAAUUAAUUGAAUUAGGAGGAAUAUAUGCAAAAUUAGCAAGGAGUCAAGAAAUCGAGCAAAGUUCGAUAAAAGAUUAUGAACGAGAAGAACAAAAACGAAAUGAAAAAAUAAAAAAACUAAAAAGUAAUGAAUUCCAAACAAUUCCAAUUGUCAAUCGACAUGAUGUUGAAGUUAAUAUGCUUGGACCAGUAAAUACAGAAACAACUAUAGAUGAAAAAAUAACAUUAUCUGGGUUGGGAAAAUUAAUUCGUCUUGUUCCAAAACAUCCAAAAAUGUUGGCCCUUAUCAUAUUAUUGACAAUUCCAAGAUCAUUUGAAUUAUGUGCUUAUGGACUUGGACUAUCAUUUGCAUUCAACACAUUAGAAUAUAGCAAGGAUGAAUAUAUGACAUGGGCUUAUAUUACAUUAGCUGAACAGACACUUACUGGACUUUUUGUAUGGACAAUACACACUGCAUUGGUAAGUAAUUAUUGUUGUAUUCUUCAUUGAUAGUUUAUAUUUUUGUAGAUGUAUACAUGUGGUUGGUUGGCAAAUGAAAUUAUGGAUGAUGUUAAAGAAACAAUACUUUGUGAACUUUUACACAAACCAAUAGCAUAUUUUGAUAGUUCAAAUACAUCUCCAAGUGCUUGUGUUUCAAAAAUAAUCAAUCAUACAACAAAUAGUUAUGCAUGUCUUGAUCAUCGAGCAAUUCGAUUUGUUUGGUUUGUUAUUGGUACAGUAUUCUCACUUUUAUUAGCAUUUCCAUUUGUUUGGGAAUUGGGAUGUGUUGGAUUAUUUAUCACAAUUCUUCUCACUGUUUUUACUUUCUAUUUUGUUAGUGUUGCUCAUGAUGCAAAUAGUGAAAAAGCAGCAAAAGAUAAAAGUGGACAGGUAUGUGGAUUUUAUUGAAGUCUUAUCAAUUUUUAAAUUUAUUUUUCCAGUUUGGAACUGAAAUUGUGGAACAAAUUCGUGCAAUAAAAUUAAUAUCUGCUGAAGAUUAUUUUGAAAAACAAUUCCAACAUUUUGUUGAAAAAGCUGAACAAUAUGAUAAUAAAAUAGGAUUCAUAUCAGCCUUGAACUUUGCAAUUACUCAAAGCUAUGUUUUCGCAAGUGAUAUGCUUCUUUUCUAUAUUGGAACAUUGCUCAUAUUCAAAGGAAAAUAUUUACCAAAUCGAAUAUUCAUGUGAGUUAACAACUCAUUCAUCUCAUAAUGUUCAAAUAUUAUUUUUAGGGCAUUCAAUGGUGCUCAAAUGUCUGCAUGGGGUGUUAUGUAUUUUUCUGCUUGGAUUCCUGAAAUUGUUCGAGGUUCUGCUUCAGCUAAUCAAAUAUUUUCAUUCUUCGAAAACUCUCCAAAAUCACGAAAACUUUCUGGUGCAUCAAAACCUCAAGUCGAAGGAGAUGUUCAACUUCGAAACAUUAUUUUUUCGUAUCCAUCAAGACCCCAAAAAGUUGUUUGCAAUAAUUUGAAUAUUCGUGCUCCAAAAGGUAAAUCAAUUGCGUUGGUUGGUCCAUCUGGAUGUGGAAAAAGUACUGUAUUUGCAAUGUUGGAACGAUUUUAUUCGAAUAGUUCAGGAAAAAUUGUGAGUUGAUUUUCUUAGUAGAUGGAAAUCAAAAAUUAAAUUGCAGACAAUUGAUGACACGGAUAUAACUGAUAUUGAUGUUCAUCAUCUUCGAGAAAAUAUUGCUGUUGUUGGACAAGAACCCAUUUUAUUCAAUGGUAAGUAUUUUAUGAAGAUUUUCAGUGAAAAAUUUUAAAAAAUUUCAGCAACAAUUUACGAAAACAUAACACUUGGCCUUGAAAAUAUCUCAAUUGAUGAAGUUCAAAAAGCAUGUGUUCUAGCAAACGCAGCUUCAUUUAUCGAAAACUUUCCAAAUGGAUACGAUACAAUUGUUGGUGAAGGAGGUGGUGCUCUUUCAGGAGGACAAAAACAACGAAUUGCAAUUGCACGAGCCAUAAUAAGAAAACCAAAAAUAUUAUUAUUAGAUGAAGCAACAAGUGCUUUAGAUACACAAUCUGAGAAAAUUGUACAAAAAGCAUUGCGAUCGGCGACUGAAGGAAGAACAAGUAUAUUUAUUGCACAUCGAUUGAGUACAGUUCAACAUUGUGAUAUGUGAGUUUCAAAAUAUACUUUUUUUCGGAAAAAAAAUCUAUUUCUAUAUUUCAGAAUCUAUUACAUUUCAAAAGGUUCUGUUGCUGAAUUUGGUACACAUUAUGAACUAAUGAAUUUGAAUCGAAAAUAUGCCAGACUUGUUGCAUCUCAAAGCCUAGUUUAA